AUGAAUGCCCCUCCAGCGCUCGGGUACCCGCCUGGCGCGUCGUUGCAACAGCGAGACCAGAUGUCGCCCACAGGCCCUAACUUUGGCUCUAAUAAUCCCUUCCGGAAUCGUACCCUCUCUCCUUCCACAGGCUCAACAUCCGUCAACACUCGCCCGGAACGCCCUCGCUCGACAAAUCCCUUCCUGGACGAUUCGGAAGCCCUGUCACCAUACUCAGCCCCAGGCAUGGCAGGAGGUGCCAACAUUUUCCCUCCGGCCGAGAAGCGUGAUAUGACUACCAACACCCGAGAACUCUUUGAGAAUCUCUCGAUCAACCCGACCCCGCAGGGUCCCCCUUCACAGAUGAAUGGCAGUCGUCCCGGUCCUGACGGCCCUGGUCGUGGCAGCGGCCCUCGACCGAGACCCCCACGAGAGCGCGGAGAGCGACGACCUUCGGAGGCCAGGUCAAAGGACCCUUUUGACAUUUUCGCAGACCCCCCCAACAAAUCCAGGGGCCCCGGUCCGGGUUCGCGGGAAUAUUCGAGUCGGCGCCCUCGCCGCAACUCAGAGUCGUCAGUGAUGGAUCGAGCAUCUCACCUCCUAGACGAUGACGAUGAACGACGUCGACGAGAGCGGCGACGUGAGCGAGAGGCACGUCAUCGGGACGGUCGGGACAGCAAGCCUCGUUCAACCCGCAAAGACCGUCGAUUGGAUAUCAUCGACAAGUUGGACGUGACGAGCAUCUACGGGACCGGAAUGUUCCAUCAUGACGGGCCUUUCGACGCCUGCAAUCCUCACCGCAAUCGCAAGGGUGCGCGCACAGCACCAAUGCAGGCAUUCCCCAAGGACUCUAGCAACAUGGCCUUGGGUGGCGCUGGGCCUCUCAACUCCAACAUUGAUCUCAACCUCUUCCAUGGCCGGAUGGAGGAAGCUCACAAUGACUUCUCGUUCCCUGUCGCUGCUCCAAAGACGGGUGCCGACACCGUCACUUUCGAUCCCGGUGCUCGUGUUGAUCCCGUCCACGGCCAAGAAAGUAUGGGUCUGGGAACCAGCACUUUCUUGGACGGUGCUCCUGCUAGCCGUUCGGCGAUCGCGCGGCGUCAGAGUGACCACGACGACACAGGAUCUGGCGGUCUUCAACGAAAGAAGAGCUUGGCCCAGCGACUUCGUGGCAAGAGCGGCACUGGCCGUCCAUCGCUCUCGUCUCAGACACGAAACGGUCUCCCGUCGCCGAAUCAAGCUCCUAUCAGUUCCAGCCAUUCGGCUUCCUCUCGGGUGGGCGAACGCAACCCAUUUUUCCAGGACUACGAUGAAGAGUAUGACAAGAAGGCCGCACGCAUCCACGAAGCGCGGCUCGAGGACGACAGCGGCCGCGGCCGCUCGUCCAGUAGUCCCAAGCAACCGACCAAUCUGGAGCGCAAGACCACCAAUGAUCGGGGAUACGAUGAGACCAAGUUGAAUGUCGGAGGGGGCGGGUUCAUCAAUCGAAUGAAGAGUUUGCGCAAGCCACGGCCCGUUCGUCGCACCAGCGACUAA
Messenger RNA from Penicillium oxalicum, 1515 nucleotides. RefSeq names its product Pal1 family protein. The coding region runs from base 1 to 1515 and encodes 504 amino acids. The record is from RefSeq and is a predicted model, not a curated record. Lineage: Eukaryota; Fungi; Ascomycota; Eurotiomycetes; Eurotiales; Aspergillaceae. Gene Ontology annotation, cellular component: cytoplasm. The transcript is spliced from 4 exons.